CGCCGCGCGCCAGUCAACCUCCCGCCGUCCGCCGUCCCUGGCGGGCUCACCUCCCCUUCUCCGGCGAUGGGGCGUGGGGAGACGUUGGUUUUCAUUGGGCUAUUUGGAUCGGACACGGUCACCACCCAACCCAACCCAACCCAACACGGGCACGGGACACCCCACCCACCCCUCCUAUAACACCAACGAGACGGACUCACCGGCAGCCCGACUGUUCCGCCGCCCACUCGCCUUGCCGGAAGCAGAGCACGCCUACGCCCUCCACUUCCAUCUCCGGAUAUCGGCGCUCGGCGAGUAGGCGGCUAGGGCCGGCAGAGCCGAGGCGGCUAAGCGCGCCUACCGGCACAGGCGGCACUCCGGCAGGCAGCAGCACGGGACGCCGACGGCACGGCACGGCAGUGCGGCACGCCGGCGCGGACCCCACCUACAGACCGGCGGGCGGCGGCAGCAGAUUAAGGAAAAUGAAAUUCUGGAGAAGAAUAGUAGCGCUAGUCCCGGAAGUGCAGUAUCCUGACCGGCCAAUCCCUUUCCGUCAAAAAGUGAUAUACACGACCAUUGCACUUUUCAUCUUUUUGGUUGCCAGCCAACUUCCAUUGUAUAGGAUAGACCACCAACCUCGAACCAUUGACUGUGAUCCAGUAUAUUGGCUUCGUCUGAUUUUGGCGUCAAACCGCAAUACUCUCUUGACGAAUGGGAUCAUCUCCAUUCUAUUACCUGAAGUUACAAUGAAGAUCUCAGUGGCAACAAAGUCCAUAGUUCUCGAUGCCAGUGCACCUGAGACUAGUGUACUUCUGAAUGGAUCACAAAAGUUGUUGGGAAUAUAUGUUACCAUUGUGGGAGCUGUUAAUUUUUAUGUGCAAAAUCAACAUUUUAAUGUCAAUACAGCUCUAAUAAUGCUUCAGGUGCUUUGCUCUGAUAUUAUUGUCAUUUAUCUUGAUGACGUCCUAAAAAAGGGAUAUGGAUUGUUAUCUGGUAUAUCCUUGUUCACUGCCACCAACAUUUGUGGAAAUAUCCUGUGGAAAGCCUUUAGCCCCAUGUCCAUCAUAUAUCCUGAAGGCGAUGAAUUUGAGGGAGCUGUUGUUGCCUGGGUUCAUCUUCUGAUUACUAGAACUGAUAAAUUGUCUGCAAUGUCCGAAGCCUUUUGUCGUCAAAACCUUCCGAAUGCUAUCAGCUUUCUAUCUACUUGCUUAUUUGUUCCACUUGCCAUAUUCUUCCAUGGCUUCUAUAUCGUAUUGCCUGUCAGGACCCGACAUAAUUUUCAAGCUUAUUGUCAUAUCAAGCUCUCACAUUUCUUGUAUGGGCCUAUCCUCUUGCACCGAGCACUGCUUAUACUUCCUUAUGCUAUCUCAGAGGUGCUGUACAUGAAAUACAGUGGAAAUAUACUAGUGAACUUGCUGGGCAAGUGGGAUGGAUCUAACCAUUUUGGACAAUCUAUCCCUGUUGGAGGGAUUAUGUGCUACCUAACAACACCCCCUACCUUAGCUGAUUUGAACAGAGGCUCAUUCCAUGCAUUUGUAUACAUUGCCUUCGUGCUUAUUUCGUGUGUGAUUCUCUCAAUGGGGCUUAUGAUCUGUGCAUCUUCAAAAGGAGUUUCCAAUGAGUUUAUUGUGUUAAAUGGGGUACGAAGCCUGAGGGUUGCCCAGCCCGACUCAAUACGUGUGAACGAAAUUUGGAGCCAUGUCAUGAAAGCAGCUUGUAUUGGUGGGUUUAGUGCUGGUGUACUCAUAAUUUUCGCAGAUCUCAUUGGAGUGCUUUGUUCUGGGACUGCAAUUAUGCUCGCUGUUUCUGCCAUAUAUCCUUAUGUUGAUGGCAGAGCUAGUGAGGUCGGCUCCUUUGGCUUCUAACUGAUUUGAGUUCUCUACUUCCUAUACAAAAAUGAGGAUGCAGAAAGAAUGCAAUCCAACAGCCAGCCUCAAUUGUAACAAGAAUUAAUAGUGACUUGUUUAUUUUUCAUUAAGUCGUGUUAGUCUUGUAGCCUGCAACCAACCUUUGUUUUUUCUCAUCUUAUAAUGUUCUGUGCUAAAAACAUUAUGCAGAAUGAUUUAUUUACCAUGUCUGUGUUGUGUUCUGUGCACUGUUAGUGAGUGAAACUAUUAUGCGCACAUACUAUAUAUAAAAGUUCCU
This is a messenger RNA of Oryza brachyantha (malo sina), 2124 nucleotides long. Its product is annotated as protein transport protein Sec61 subunit alpha-like. Gene Ontology annotation, biological process: SRP-dependent cotranslational protein targeting to membrane, translocation; post-translational protein targeting to membrane, translocation. NCBI's taxonomy places the organism in Eukaryota, Viridiplantae, Streptophyta, Magnoliopsida, Poales, Poaceae. The record is from RefSeq and is a predicted model, not a curated record. The transcript has 7 exons. Gene Ontology annotation, cellular component: Sec61 translocon complex; membrane. The coding region runs from base 462 to 1844 and encodes 460 amino acids. Gene Ontology annotation, molecular function: ribosome binding; signal sequence receptor activity; transmembrane protein transporter activity.